This is a messenger RNA of Paraglomus occultum, 666 nucleotides long. The record is from the annotation of a GenBank genome assembly. NCBI's taxonomy places the organism in Eukaryota, Fungi, Glomeromycota, Glomeromycetes, Paraglomerales, Paraglomeraceae.
AUGUCACUUGCUAAAUUGUUCAUCGUUUUCGCCGUCAUGAUCACCGCUGUAUACUCGCUACCGCUGUUCAAUAGGCAAUUUAAUGGCCAAGGGACAUUUUACAAUGUUGGGUUGGGUGCGUGCGGCCAGACCAAUUCUGACGACGAAUAUGUUGCUGCUCUCAAUGUAGCACAGUGGGGCAGCCCGCCAAAUCCAAACAAAGCGCCUUUUUGCGGUAAAAAAGCCACCAUUAGUGGUCCUUCAGGCACAGUCACAGUUACAAUAGUAGACCUCUGCAAAAGUUGUAAAAACGGUGAUAUGGAUCUAAGUCCAGCGGCAUUUAGUAAGAUAGCCGACCUGAGCGAAGGCAGACGAAAUAUGUAUUCCAAGCUCCUCUUAUUUUGUAUUGCCAUAACUCUUCUUUUUAGUGGAAGUGCAUCGGUUCCACUCCAGAAGCGAUUAGCUGGCGCGGCCACAUUUUAUGCUGUUGGUCUUGGUGCUUGUGGACAAACCAAUACUCCAGAUCAGUUAAUUGCUGCAGCGGGUGCGGGCCGUUUUGAUAGCACGCCGGGCAUUUGCGGUCUAACAGCGACCAUAACCGGGCCAAAGGGUACAGUUACAGUUACCAUUCUUGACAGGGUAUUUAAUAAUUUUGCCGUAUUCUUGAUUGUUGCAUUCAAAUCAUAG